This is a messenger RNA of Saprolegnia diclina VS20, 527 nucleotides long. RefSeq lists its product as hypothetical. The coding region runs from base 1 to 459 and encodes 152 amino acids. Lineage: Eukaryota; Oomycota; Saprolegniomycetes; Saprolegniales; Saprolegniaceae. The transcript has a single exon. The record is from RefSeq and is a predicted model, not a curated record.
AUGGCUAUGCAUGCUGAGCCUGCACCGGCCGCUGGGCAAGCGCUCCCGAACGGCACCCACGGUGAUCUGCCGCUGCCAGGUUUUGCCAACGACGAUCCCGUUCCCCACGCUCGUCUCGACGACGACAUUCAGGACAACGCAGACGACGACGUGAAGGACGACGCAGACGCAGACGACGACGUGAAGGACGACGCAGACGCCGACGACGUGCAGGACGACUCAGACGCCGACGACGUGCAGGACGACUCAGACGACGACGACGUGCAGGACGACUCAGACGACGACGACGUGCAGGACGACUCAGACGACGACGCCCUCAUUCGCCGACGCCGUCACCGUCGCCCUCGGUCGCCGUCGCCGGAGAUUGCCCGCCGACUUCGCCGACGCGUCAUGCCCGAAGAGCGCGCGGGUUUUAGCAUCGGGGGUAUCGUCAACUGCAUUCGCAACUGGUUCCAGUAGACGCGUCUGCGAAAAUGUCGAUUGCAUUUACUGACAAGUGGCUCCAUUAAUCAAUGUCUUGUGUCGAG